Messenger RNA from Strongylus vulgaris, 2507 nucleotides. The record is from the annotation of a GenBank genome assembly. NCBI's taxonomy places the organism in Eukaryota, Metazoa, Nematoda, Chromadorea, Rhabditida, Strongylidae.
AUGGGAAUUUUUCAGAAUGCGACACGUUUGCCCGAUUCACCACCCAUAACUGACAUAUCCGGCGCUGGCUCGUCAGGUUCUCCUGAAAGCAAUUCAGAUGCUCCUUACUCUCCAGAGAACUAUCCGAACUAUGUUGGUAUUCAUGGUAAUCUGAACAACAAUGGCCUCAUUCUUGGAGUCCCUGGGAUUAUGACUCAUGAACUACAUCAACAGCCACAUGGCCCGGUAUCACAUCCGAUGACUUCUCCACAAAAUGGCUGCUUCAUGAGCCCGUAUCCUCCCAGUCAACCAACUCCUGGAAGUUUGCCGCAGGUAUCUCCGCCGGUCUCGAAUGGUCGUCACGACAGUCAGUACAUUGUCAAUAAUGGCUACAGUGCAGGACUGUUCAAUAUCUUGAAUGUUUCAAGUGAAGGUAGCAUUAACAGUCAGCAGAGCGAAGCUCCUAGGAAGCGUCCGCGUACUGACAAUCAGCUCGACCCACCAAAGUUCCUGCCAUCAUUUCCCGGUGUGGGACAAACACCGGUAGCUGCCAGCCCCAUUGAUUGCAGCUAUCAAGAUGAAAAUUUCUCUCAACAGGUGAUCAAAUUCUCGACCUUCCAAGAGGACCAGUGGAGUCCGUUGUACGAUAUUAAUCAUCAGCAACUAACUAAACUGAAAAUCUGCGUGGUGGCUGAUAAAGGAUUCAACUACUCAAAUUCUGAUGGCUGCUUCGUCAAUCAGAAGAAGAACCACUUUCAAAUUUCUGUAAAUAUCGAAGCAAACGACGAGAAUCCACCGAAGUUUGUGAAGGUGGAUGGGGUGAUGCACCCAAUCAAAGCCAUCAAACUGAGCAUUCACGCUCGCGAAAUCACAAAAGUGACAGUGCCUCGGUUACACUUUUCUGAGACUACCCUCAACAACCAGAGGAAGAACAAUCGACCAAACCCUGAUCAGAAAUACUUUCUCCUCGUUGUGCGUCUACUAGCAUGCAUCGAGAAUGGACCACCGGCCCUAAUUCAGGCUCAACAAUCAGAGAAAGUCAUUGUUCGAGCUACGAAUCCUGGUUCGUUCGAGCCGCCAGAGAGCGACGUGCAAUGGUAUCGGAAUGGUGGCACUCUGGUUUGUCAUGGACCGGUUGCAAUCGGUACCGAUCGGACUGCUGCGAAGCUCACGGUCGAUGGAGAUAUUUAUAUCACUGGACAGAUGACUCGCCCAUCCGAUAUCCGCUUGAAGGAAGACAUUGUGGAGAAACCGUCUCGCGACGCACUUGAACAUUUGCAGCAGCUGCGCAUUGUCGAUUUUCGCUACAAACCCGAAAUAGCUGAAUUAUGGGGACUAAGCGAAGAGCAAAGGAGGCGCACUGGUCUCAUAGCGCAGGAGCUACAAGCUGUCAUUCCUGAUGCUGUUCGCGACAUUGGCACUCACUUGACAGUUGACGAGUCUCGCAUCUUCUACGAAACCGUGCUAGCGAUGCAGGAGCUCUGCAGGCUUACGGGCGACUUAGACACCAAAAUUGACGACAAGGUCGAAGAAAUCAGUCAGCGACUUGCCCGAUAUGCUAGGAGAAAGAAGCUAAUAGGCUCGAUAGCGUCAAACCUGAGCGAGCAGUCCUCUGGGAUUGUCAGCGACAAUAAGAGCUAUCUGUCUUAUUCUCGAACCUCGCUUGCGUCCACUUCACCCUCCAUCGCAAAAGAAAGCAGGGAAAGACGAAAGAUACGCAACUGUCGUUCUCAGUGCCAUCCACAGGAACCGCUCUGCAACUCGAAACUGACCCAAGGUACUAUCAUCACUCUUGUGGUGGUGAUGGCUGCUUGCCUUAUUGCCAUGUCCGCUUUGUACGUUCUUGAUUGGCAUAACCGCAAUUAUGGCUAUCAACAUCUUUACCCACCAAACGCUACACCAUCGACGAAGUCUGGAGGUUCUACAGAAGGUGUAGGACAUAUGAUAUAUCAAAUAGACCAUCCUUAUCUGCCUAUGCUGCAACCGGAUGCACCAACGUUAAUGCCCACAUGUCGUUCGAGCCAUUGUCACACAUACUGCUGUGCGGAUCAGGCCGUGUACCGUUCUGGAAACAGAGUGAACGGGAUGGAUGCAAUCGUCACUUUGGGUGAACGCACAAAAAAUAUGAUCGCCCGAAGCGCUCCGGAUGUCUCUGCCAGGAAGCCGCUUGGCACAGGCGUUCGCAUCUUGAUUCCCACCUUAAAUGUUACUAUUGAUAAUCGUUACUGUAUCGAGCAAAGUUGUAACAAGAAACGCGGACGGUUCAAUAUGUACAUCCCUGUAUCGCCAUACCUACCAACGCUUCCUCUGGAAAUCAUAUUUUCGGUCCCUAAAGGAAAGCUUAUCAACAAUUGUGGGUACUUGGCGGAUUUCCAGCACAAGUACUGCCCUCUGCAAAGCGAUGGCUUCAAGGCAGAACGUCUACAGUAUCCCAUAGCUAAUCAAGUAAGUUACUUAACCAUGUAUUUUGUAGGCAAUUUGGGAUCCUUUGCAUAUAUCGCUUUAGUAAGUCACAUACAAAAGUGAUU